Molecule: messenger RNA, 1014 nt
Organism: Alligator mississippiensis (American alligator)
Lineage: Eukaryota; Metazoa; Chordata; Crocodylia; Alligatoridae
Gene: TMEM33
Product: transmembrane protein 33
Exons: 7
Coding region: 132-887 (251 amino acids)
Biological process (GO): membrane organization; endoplasmic reticulum tubular network organization
Cellular component (GO): membrane; endoplasmic reticulum
Source: RefSeq, a predicted model, not a curated record
CCCCCGCCGAGCCCGGAGCAAGAGAUAGGCCGGGCCGAGGCGGGGCGGGCAGCGCCCCCUGGCGGCGAGGGAGGCGCUGACGCUGCGGGCGCGACCGCGUGUCUCCCGCAGGCUCCCGGCUCGGCGCGGCCAUGGCGGACGCGGCGCAGAACGGGCCCGUGCAGGGCGGUGCCGGCGGCGGAGCCGUGCAAUUUCUUAUGACCAACAAGUUAGACACAGCAAUGUGGAUUUCCCGUUUGUUCACAGUUUACUGUUCAGCUUUAUUUGUCUUGCCUCUCCUGGGGUUGCAUGAAGCAGCUAGUUUUUAUCAGCGUGCCUUGCUGGCAAACGCUCUUACCAGUGCUCUUCGCUUACACCAGAGGUUGCCACACUUUCAGCUCAGCAGGGCAUUCCUGGCUCAGGCUUUGUUAGAAGACAGCUGCCACUACCUAUUAUAUUCUCUCAUCUUUGUUAAUUCUUACCCUGUUACGAUGAGUAUUUUCCCAGUUUUGCUGUUUUCUUUGCUUCAUGCUGCCACUUAUACAAAGAAAGUUCUUGAUGCAAGAGGUUCAAAUAGCUUCCCCUUUCUGAGAAAUCUCUUAGACAAGCUAAAUGCUAAUCAGCAGAAUAUUCUAAAAUUCAUUGCUUGCAAUGAAAUUUUCCUGAUGCCAGCCACAGUUUUUAUGCUUUUCAGUGGCCAGGGAAGCCUGCUUCAGCCCUUCAUUUACUAUCGAUUUCUUACGCUGCGUUAUUCCUCCCGUAGAAAUCCAUAUUGUCGGACUCUGUUCACAGAGCUGAGAAUCGUUGUUGAACAUCUAAUAAUGAAACCUUCAUGCCCUGUUUUUAUAAGAAGACUCUGUCUCAGCAGCAUUGCCUUUAUAAGCAGACUGGCACCAACAGUUGCAUAGUUAAAUUCCAGAAGAAUGUGUGUGUGUAUUGUGAACAUUAUGAGCAGUUGGCACUUCUGCUGGUUAUAAAUUCCAGGUUUUACACUGAUCCUAUUCCAAGUUGUAUAAAAAAAUGUGCAUAAGCUUC